AUGGCUGAGACCAGCACCGAUCCAGCACCAGAUCAUGCUGGGGCCGCAUACCCCAAACCGGCAGGCUGGGAGUACAUGACCCAUGAGGAACGAUACGCCGCCCUAAGAUCCGAGCCCAAGCCCGACUCCGAAUAUCUUCAAAAAGCUCUCGCCCAGGCCAAACAAGAUGUCCUGCGCGACGAGCGCGACGAAAGGAAAGCAAUCACAGAAGCACGCCAAAUUACGGUCCUCGCCGAUGCGCCCCACUUCACAAUCUCCCUUACCGCCCCACCCACCCUUUCUCUGGCACAAGGCAUCUACCCAAUUGCAGCAAUCCUAACAUACACUUCCGAUCCCGCCUCCACUACUUUCACUACUCAAGCCGCUCGUCCUGUCCUUUUCCGUCCUUGCUACGGUCCACUCUCCCCAUCCGCCCCGAAUGAAAACUUAUAUUCCGUUUACACCACCCCCACCUGCACGCCCGAAUGUCGAAUCCCGCACGUCCGACCUAACGCCUCCAUACGCCCGCCCCGCGAAGCCGAUGGCAGCUUUACCAAAGAGCUGGAAGUCACAAGCUGGGAUGGAUGGGAGGAAGCACACCUUGGAGACACUGUGAGGAAGGAGGUGGCAAUGGGCUUGGACGAGAGGAGUGGGUGGAGCGAACACUUGGAGACGGGGAAGAGCUACUGGUUGCGGUGUGAUGACGCGGGAUUGUUGGGAGUGGGGAGGUUGGGUUUGGAUAGGUAUUGGCGGUAUGGGGAUAAGGACAGUGUGGAAUUGCCGAUGAAAAUCAAACUAAGGGAUCCGGAAGCAGUGAGCAUACCCUUAGAGCCGAGCAAUGUGGUAGAGUUCCAGGUGGUGCAAUGA
This is a messenger RNA of Letharia columbiana, 846 nucleotides long. RefSeq lists its product as uncharacterized. Bases 1 to 846 code for a protein of 281 amino acids. The record is from RefSeq and is a predicted model, not a curated record. NCBI's taxonomy places the organism in Eukaryota, Fungi, Ascomycota, Lecanoromycetes, Lecanorales, Parmeliaceae. The transcript has a single exon.